UAACCUCAAUUAAAUGUAACGUUACCUUAGAUCGGGUAAUGUCACGAUCGAGAAUACAACGAAAUUUAACUAAAAUAAAUAUGUAUUUGCAUAACGUGACUAUAAAAGAAAAGACAAAAGUUUAAUCUAUAAUCUGAGCCUUAACUACAUAGGAGACAUACCAAGUGUUUAGUUCUUUCGUUUCUAACGUAACCGGUAUUUCAGAAAAGCAUUUGGACUGAAGAUAAGUCUGUAAGAAGAUAUCUAUUAUCAAGCAAAUAGAAAAAUGAAGGGUACCAAAAAAAGAAAAACUACAUUGAGUUCUCAAAAACAGAAAACUCCUGAUAUCGAAGCAACAAGCAGCAAGGAUGAAUCGAAAUCGAAAAUAAACUGGAGCAAAAAUGAUAAAGAAGUAUUGUUAGAAGCUCUGGAGAAAUAUGGAUCUGAAAAUAUUCAAGCUAUAUCGAAGAUGCUACCAAGGAUUCCUCCGAGGGAAAUAAAAUCGAAAAUACUUGAAUAUUCCAAAAUCGCUGCUAAUUUAGAAAAUAAUCAGUGCUUGGACAAAUGGUUGAAAUUAUAUCAACCUGGAGAUAGCAUGAUACCAGAAGCAUUGUUGUUUAUAUCAUUGUUUGAAGAACAUCCACCACCCUCUGAAUUAGAGGGUCACGACAUCAGAGCAAUAUACAAUUUCCUUUAUCGCUGCUGUUAUGAAGAGCCAUCAUUAUUUGACUUGUCACAAAAAGAUAGGAAUUUUUUACUUUUAUUAAUGGUUAAAGUACAACAAAAGAUAUGGCCAAAGUGCCAAGGAGAGCUCCUGCAAUAUGUUAGUAAAAUUAGCAGUGCAAAGAAAAUAAGAAGAGUAUAUCCAGGAAAGAGCGAACAUUCCUUAUAAUCUUUUAUAUGAUUCAGUAUGACAGUUGUGAUAAACAAAAUUUGACUGCUGUUUAUCACCUAUGUUACUAUAGGACUACUGUGUUUAUUCAUAAUCCAAAUAUGUAAGCAUAAAUGACAAAGUAAUUGGAUUUAUUUUCUGCAAGGCACAAAUUUACUAUCAAAAAUAUUGUAUAUUGAAAAUUUCACUUUGUUUUACAUACAAUGUAAUAAGAUAAAUAUUUAUUCCAAAGAAUAUGCUACAUUAAAAUAUAAGUUUCGAUAUAAUUGUAAGUAAAACCUAUGUGAUACCCAUAAGAUAAAAGAAUUAUUUUUAUUUUCUUUGUAUGAAUUAUCUAAUAUCCUUAUCUUCAACAAUAUAUUUAUGGAAUAAUAAUACAGUAAAUACAAACUGAUCAGAAUGUAGUAGGCAGUUCGUAAAUGGAUAAUAUCAUUCAUUUUAAUAUACCUAUACGUGGAAUAUAUAUAUAUGUAUAUAUAGAGAUAUAUAAAUCGUAAAUCAAAAUUUCGA
Ceratina calcarata is the source of this 1381-nucleotide messenger RNA. RefSeq lists its product as uncharacterized. The record is from RefSeq and is a predicted model, not a curated record. The coding region runs from base 266 to 871 and encodes 201 amino acids. NCBI's taxonomy places the organism in Eukaryota, Metazoa, Arthropoda, Insecta, Hymenoptera, Apidae. The transcript has 2 exons.